AUACCUAUAAUUUAAAAUGUUAUUGCGCAAUACAAAAAUGCCUAAUCUAAAAUUGUUACGUUUUAACUUGCAGUUCAGCGUGUAACGUUAGCUCAAGUACGUCCUCACGAAAGACCACAAAAUAAUAAAACACAAAAUUCAGUUUAUAUUAUAAUUUUGUGUAUAUCUACUAUAAAUAAUGAAGAUCAAUUAUAAUCAUCUACCUGUGAAAGUGCAUUAUUUUUUCUUUAUGGCGACUAUGGGUGCUAUUACACUACAUGUACCAGUUUACGGCAGGCAACUUGGUAUUUCGCCAUUAAUUAUGGGUAGCAUCAUCGCGCUUUUGCCUAUUGCAAAUUUGAUCGGUAAAUUAAUAGUCGGCUACGCCGCGGAUUAUUUUCUCGCAUGGAGGAAAAGGAUAUUUAUGACACAGUUCACCGUGACGACUAUGUCUUUUAUUUUAAUGUAUUUUUUGCCGGCUCUACCUGGUCCGAUACUACAUGACCACACGUUUCAAAAUGUCUCUUGCGAGUCUUUACCGCCUUGCGACAUGGAUUAUGUAAGUUUUCGUAUUGUUGUAACUGUAAAUUUUCUUGAUGAGGCAAUAAUAACAGAUUUUCUUGUGAAAAAUCUCAUUCCCACGAAAUCAAACAUCCACUAUGUACCAAUAAAUGUAUACAUAUACUAAACGUGUUCUAUAUAUCAUCGUUAGCAUACAAGUGCUUUAAAAUUUCGAAAGCCUCUAAACAGUAAAUCUUCAACAAUGCCGGAAAUGA
Messenger RNA from Vollenhovia emeryi, 755 nucleotides. RefSeq lists its product as uncharacterized. Gene Ontology annotation, molecular function: transmembrane transporter activity. The record is from RefSeq and is a predicted model, not a curated record. Bases 179 to 667 code for a protein of 162 amino acids. Gene Ontology annotation, cellular component: membrane. The transcript has 2 exons. NCBI's taxonomy places the organism in Eukaryota, Metazoa, Arthropoda, Insecta, Hymenoptera, Formicidae.